GCCCCGAUACAACCUACUAUGGAUCACAGUGCGCUGUUUCAUAACACACAUGACACAGUAUAACAUUAUUUGUGAUUCGUGAAAGUGUCAAAAUAAAAGGUUGCUAAAGACUGGAUAUAAAGUGAAAAUGAGUUUUCUGUUGGUGCUAACUUCUUUAUUCUUUUUGGCUGAUGCACAGUUUGGAAGCAUCUCAAUCAGCACAGACAUUAGUCCACGAAGUGACAAUGCAAUAGGAAGCAACUGCCCGGUCAACACGACCUGUGUUCCUAUAAGCUCCUGCCCUAUAUUGGACGGCUUGAUGGACUUCGCGUGUUUCUCAUCUGACAAAUAUUUCCACCGUCUCAACGAGUUGACCUGCGGCAGUGCGAACGACGAGGACUACGUGUGUUGUCCGUCCUGCGACUGCGGGCGCGUGUACUCGCCCGGCGCGCCGCAGUGCGGACGCAGCAUGGUGCAGGGCACUGACUAUAGCGGGAUUGGAGCACAUCCCUGGGUGGCAAGGAUCGGGUUUACUAAUAAAGAGAGUGGCAACGUGCGGUUUGCGUGCAGUGGGUCUAUAAUAUCGCAGAAGGUGGUGCUAACUGCUGCUCAUUGUGCCCUAGCUAAGCCGGAGGGAUAUAAACUAUCAACAGUAGUAGUAGGUGAGUGGGACAUCGGACGGAGCCCUGACUGCAACGAUCUAUUCUGCGCGCCGCCCACACAAGCCAUCAAAGUGGGCAGCGUGCUGGUACACCCCGGGUACGAGCAGAAGAUAUUCCGACACGACAUCGCACUCAUUGUGCUGCAGGAGGAUAUUAAGUUUACAGUGACAGCGGCGCCGAUCUGCCUCAACGAUAAGCCGGAAGUGGUGAUAGAUGAGCAAGCAUCGCUCGUUGGCUGGGGCAAGCUGUCCGGACAGAAUAAUAUGGUCGGUCGCCAACAACAGCUGCAAGUCCCCCUCAAACCCCUGGAAAGCUGCGAGCAAGUGUUCGGAGAGUCAGUCCCCAUACAUGAGGGUCAGAUCUGCGCGGGGGGCGAGGCGGGGAGAGACGCAUGUUCCGGCUUCGGCGGCGCGCCUCUGCUGCUGAAUAGAGACGGCAGCUAUUAUCAGAUUGGCAUAGUAUCGUUUGGGUCUGAAAACUGUGGCAAUGAGGGUGUGCCGAGCGUGUACACCAACGUCGCACACUACCACCGCUGGAUCGUCGACAACUCACCCACAUAGACUAGUUUAAGUUCGUUUAUCCUUUUACUAGUAAAUUAAUAUCUAUACACUGUCCCCUGUGUACUAUGUGAAGCCCCAAUUUCACCAACGUAAUCGUUAACGCUCG
Molecule: messenger RNA, 1307 nt
Organism: Aricia agestis (brown argus)
Lineage: Eukaryota; Metazoa; Arthropoda; Insecta; Lepidoptera; Lycaenidae
Product: CLIP domain-containing serine protease 14D-like
Exons: 9
Coding region: 128-1201 (357 amino acids)
Biological process (GO): proteolysis
Molecular function (GO): serine-type endopeptidase activity
Source: RefSeq, a predicted model, not a curated record